AUGUGGGGUAAACUAGGUAUUGAUCAGAUUGCAAGACUAAAUGCUGGGUAUACUCUUGUUAAAUUCAGAGAUGAAGUUACUCGAGAUUUGGUGUUGGAAGCUGGUGUUAUCCAUUUCGAUAGAAAACCAGUUAUAGUGAGACCGUGGACAAUUGAUUUAGCUGAUAUGAGGUUAGUAAAAUCUGUUCCUGUUUUGGUGAGAUUUCCUGGUUUGAGGCUACAAUACUGGGGUACUAAAUGUUUGAGUGCCUUGAUGAGUACCAUUGGUAAGCCUAUACUAGUAGAUAAAGUAACAAAAGAUCGAUCUAUGAUGCAAUUCGCUAGGGUGUUAGUGGAGAUUGAAAUAUCAGAUGAGGUUCCUAGGUCCAUUCAAUUUUUGAAUGAAAUAGGUCAAUUGAUGGAACAACUAUUGGAAUUUGAAUGGUUGCCGACUCAGUGUAAGCAAUGCAGAAUUUAUGGUCAUACCGAGGCUUGGUGUAAUAGAAAACAGGGUGAGGUUUGGAGGAAGAAAGAAAGGAAUAUUGAAGGAGAAUAUAAACAACAGUCCACUGAUCAGACAAUUUUAUCAGUUACUACAGGUUUAGCUAAUGAGGCAGUCUCAAAAGACAAACAGAAAAAGGAAGUUGUGCGUAAGGAGAGAUGGGACACAAGGGAGGCACAGGAGGCAGAUUGGAUCACUCCUAAAAGAAUGGGUGGUGUAAAGCACUUAGCUCCUAGUUCUCGGAAUAAGUUGAAGAAUUCAUAUAGUGUUUUGGAAGAUAAGAGAAUGGAGCUCAAUAUUAUGUCAGUGGAAGUUUUACAAGACAGUGAUCAGUUUAUACAUGCUUAUGUUAAAGAGUUGUGUUCAGGUAGAGAAUUCUGUUUAACGUUUGUGUAUGGUAGAAACACUAUUCAGGAGAGGAUUCAGUUAUGGCAGGAUUUAUCUUGUCUAUCUUUUCCAUUUACACCUUGGCUUGUGGCUGCAGAAUUAAAUUCUGUGUUUGGGUUUGAUGAUUGGCUAGGAGGGCGUGUAGUGUCUGGUGCAGAAAUGGCUGAUGCUCAGAGAUGGAGAUCUAUGGGGUUGGUGGAUGAGCUUCGAUCUAUUGCUAUUUCAGCUUUGGAAUUAGGCUUUAAUCCUUUCUGUUUCUUCAAUAUGUGGACUGAACAUGAAGGUUUCAAGGAAUUUGUUAUGCAAAGCUGGCACAAGUCGAUCAAAGCUCAUGGUUUAGAGGGAAUUACCAGGAUAUUGGACCCUCAUUCAGCUGAUUUUCAAAGAGAGGAGCGGUCUACUUUUGAGACUUUUGUUUAUCAAGCCAAAUACUAUGAUAGUUAUCUAAGGCAAAGGAGCAAAGUCAACUGGCUUAGAUUUGGGGAUGAUAAUACAGCCUAUUUUCAUGCUUGUUUGAAACAGAGGAAGGCCUCUAAUCGAAUUACUUCGUUUAUUAAUGAUGCUGGGCAGGUCAAUGAGAAGUUUGAGGAUGUAGUGGCUCACUUCUUAAAUCAUUUUCGUAGUAUCAUGGGUAGUCACAGUACGACUUCUGUUCCAAUUCAAAGAGAGUGUUUUAUUCAUGGAGGCAACUUGUCCUUAGAUCAGCAGCUGAGAUUGGUAAAACCUUUCACCAAGAAGGAUGUUAAAGAUGCUAUGUUUAGUAUUAAUUCGAUUAAGAGCCCAGGUCCUGUUGGAUAUUGUUCAGGUUUUUUCAAAGUAAUGUGGGAAGAGAUAGGAGAUGAAAUAUCAGAUGCUAUUUUGGGUAUUUUUGAUCAUGGUUUGCUGCCUAAUGAACUUAAUAAUGAAAAUCUUUCGUUGAUUAUGACGGUUGAGAAUCCUACUAAGGUAGUGGAGUAUAGACCCAUAGCUUGUUGUAAUACUCUGUACAAAUGUAUUUCAAAAAUGCUAUGUGGUAGAUUGAAUAAGGUUCUUCCUCUGUUAAUUAACCAAAAUCAAGGAGCAUUUUUUAAAGAUAGAUUGUUGGCUCAUAACAUUCUUAUCUUUAAGGAUAUCAUUAAAGGUUACAAGAGGAAACAUAUCUCCCCUAGAUGUGUGAUGAAAGUUGACCUUAGCAAGGCCUAUGAUACGAUAGAUUGGCAAAUUUUGGAGGAUAUUCUUACAGCCUACUGUUUUCCUGGUCAGUUUAUUAGAUGGGUUAUGGUUUGUUUAAAGGGCACAUCUUACUCAAUCUUGAUGAAUGGUAGAAUUCAAGGAAGCUUUAUUGGUAGGAAGGGUCUUAGACAAGGGGACCCUAUUUCUCCCUUGCUAUUUGUUCUUGUUAUGGAAUACUUUACUCGGUUGCUUAUUCAAGCUUCCCAAAGUAAGGAAUUCAGAUAUCACUCUAAUUGUAAGAAGCUGAAUUUGGUUAGCCUUUGUUUUGCUGAUGAUUUGGCAGAGAAGGAGUCUAAGAAUAUUCUGGCGAGACUUCAAUUUACUGAAGGUUUUUUCCCUCUAAAGUAUCUUGGAGUUCCUCUCAGGCCUACUAAAUGUAAGGCAAGUGACUGUGCUGCUAUUAUAAAAAAGAUUCACUUGAAACUUCAUCAUUGGUCCAGUCGGCUUCUGUCAUUUGCUGGGAGAGCACAGCUUAUUCACUCUGUUUUAUUGGGGAUAAGAUCGUUUUGGAUGAGUAUAUUCCUCCUCCCAAAGAGUGUCAUUAAUGAGAUUGAUCAUUUAUGUAGAAGAUUUUUAUGGGGGACUAGUACAAGUAAUGAAAAUAGAAGCAAAGUUCAUCUCACGACUUGGGAGCAGGUUUGCUUGCCUAAAAGUUUAGGUGGUAUUGGAUUUAAGGAAGGGUCUAAAUGGAAUAAGGUGUUGUUAGCUAAGUUCCUUUGGGUUAUUUCGUCUAAACAAGGUAUCCUUUGGGUGAAAUGGGUGGAUGCCAUUUAUCUCAAAGGGCAGAGCUUUUGGGAUUAUAAGUUUCAUUCUGAUGUGAGCUGGUACUGGCGUAAGCUGGUUAAUUUGAAAGUUCUUAUCACUAGAGAUGUGCUGGAAAAGGCAGUUAAGAAGAACAAGCUUAAUAUGAGAAAUCUCUAUGUUCAGCUGCUAAACAAAGAGAGGGUUCGUUUUGCUAAUGUGGUUUGGUGCAAUCUGGCGAUUCCCAAGCAUAGAUUUAUUUUAUUGCAAGCUACUAUGGGGCACUUACUUACUAGAGAUAAUAUGGUGCAUUGCCAUUUGAAGUUAGAAUCUGUUAUGUGUCCGACUUGUGAUAUGCAACAGGAAAUCAUGGCCAUCUGUUUUUAA
This is a messenger RNA of Humulus lupulus (European hop), 3207 nucleotides long. RefSeq lists its product as uncharacterized. The record is from RefSeq and is a predicted model, not a curated record. The coding region runs from base 1 to 3207 and encodes 1068 amino acids. The transcript is spliced from 6 exons. NCBI's taxonomy places the organism in Eukaryota, Viridiplantae, Streptophyta, Magnoliopsida, Rosales, Cannabaceae.